Molecule: messenger RNA, 5627 nt
Organism: Bombyx mandarina (wild silkworm)
Lineage: Eukaryota; Metazoa; Arthropoda; Insecta; Lepidoptera; Bombycidae
Molecular function (GO): RNA binding; lipopolysaccharide binding
Source: RefSeq, a predicted model, not a curated record
UGCGUCACGUCAUGGCUGGCAUGAAGCUUGAUUGCUUUUCUUGCGAAAGUGAGCUUGGUUUUCUUUCUAAGUCGUGAAUGAAUGUUUUGACUUUUAUUUACGUAUCUAAGUUUGAAAUAACGCGUUAUAAAUGAUUCUUUACAAGUGUAGACUAUGAAUAUGUUCCAUUAUAAAUAAUGAAACAUUUGUGACGAAGAAAGAAUAUUCAUCGUUCGCAAAAUGAACGACGGCGACUGGAUUUGCAGUGAUCCAAGUUGCGGAAAUAUUAAUUUUGCUCGUCGGGCAUCAUGUUACCGAUGUAAUAAAGAUAGGCCUGAUGGGGUAAAGCCUUCUAAAAAAAAGCUUGGAACGGAGAUCGGAAAGUCAGCGGCAGAAAAGUCUCGCGGCCUUUUCAACGCUGAUGAUUGGCAAUGCAAUAAAUGUGCCAAUGUGAAUUGGGCUCGGCGUCAAACGUGUAAUGUGUGCAAUGCACCAAAAUUUGGUGAAGUUGAAGCUCGUACCGGUUACGGCGGCGGUUAUAAUGAGCGCGGAGUUGUAGAGUACAGACGUCGUGAGCAUUCUUCCGAUGAUGAAUAUGACGAAUUUGGAAGAAAGAAACGUAAACGCAAAUCGGAACAACAAGACAAGGUUGGCAUCACUGAAGGAGCAGCACCCAAAAAGUUGCCUUCAACAAUGCUGCAGAUGGAAACAAAUAUGGACCAUAAAAUGCCUGUACCUGCUUCAAAGACGAACAAUGCUAAUAGUGUAAAAAUAUCAAAAGGCAGCCUUAGUGAUAGCUCAGUGUGUGAUUUUCCACCACUUACUAAGGUAGCAUUCAGAAGAAAUCAACUUCAAACCCAGACUAACUAUCAUAGGCAAGAUCAUAUGUUGCCAACAUAUAAAACUAUCAAUCAACCUCGUAAAAGAUUUAUAAGCACAGGUGACAGAGACCAUGCUGCAUCAUCAGGCUAUGAAACUGGUUCUAAGAGAAGCAAGAGAAGUAGUAUUGAAUCAACAUGUAAUAAACCUUACAACCCUGUAAUGGAGAACAGAGUGUCUUCUACUAAUAAUGAUAAUGUGAUCUACACAUUUGCUGGGACAACUCCAGCUGAUGAUUUUCAAGUCAGUUAUACAAUUGAAGAAAGAGUGAAGGCUGCGGCUUUUGCUAUUGUGUACAACAAUUGUAAAAUCAGUACAGAUAGAUUUGAAUCAUUUUAUGACAAACCAGCUCCUGAUUUCAAAACAAUAUUUGCAUGGCGUCAGAGAUUACUUACCACAGGAUGUCUGGUUGACUCACAUUUAGACGCAAAGAAAGAUGUUAAUGAAAAAAUAACUAAUAGUUCUUUAAAGCUGUCUCCUCUCAGUAGCACUGCUAACAAACUUCUGAACAAUGUAAAUGUAGACAAAAUUGUGACAAAAAUAGCCAAUCCUGAUGAAAUUCCAAUAGAAUCAGAUAGUGGUGAAAGCCUCCAAAAUGUUAGUCAAACAAAAACAAAGUUUUUGGACCAAAGAAGUGUCAGUGCUGAAACCUUGCUCAUUCCAGGCUUAGAGAAAGAUGCUCGUGCUUUGGCAAGUUCAGUUAGCACAGUAGAGGGCCAGAGCUCUCAAAGAGAUGGUAGAAGUCGUUCUCCUUCUACACAUCAAAGAACUAGAUCUAGCUCACGUGCUAGUCAAUAUUCAAAUUAUCCUGACAGUGAUUCUGAGAAAUUAGAGAAACGAAUAAAUCCGAAAAGUAUUUCGAACAAUAAGAUUCAGACAAAACUGUCUAUACAGGAUUCUGAUUCAGAUUCUAUGUCAUACAAUAGUGAAGAUGAAAAUUUUUUGUCAAGAGUUUAUGGCGAAGGUAGAAAAUUAAGACGAAGAGUUCGAAGACGCUCUGCAUUAUCCAAUGCAAAACUAACAAGCUACAGUCCAAACAUUGAGUCUCAGACAUUCCAAGGCUACAGUACUGGUGUAAACCCAGACCAGCCAUCACUAGAGGCUUCAAAUAGGUAUACAUCUAAUUUGAGUGUCAUGAAUGUAAGAGAACAUGACAGCAAACUUGUUGAUACAGAUGGAGGUUCCAUAGAGUAUGUACCGACAAAAGUUGGUUCCACUGCAAAGAAAAAUUACCAAGAGUUUAAAAACAAUGUUCGUCGGAAAGGUUAUUGGGCCAAAGGAAAUGGAGCAGCUUUCGGACGAAACAAUAACACAUCCAGAAAUUUACCACUACAAAAGUGUAGUACCAGCUUUUCGAAUUGGAACACAAUUAAAAAACCUCCAAAAAUUACUGUUCAGACUAAUGCCAUCCCCUUUAAACAUGUAGACCGUAGUACAAACAACUCGUAUCCUACAGAAAUACAGUGUUACAAUUCUCAAACACAGAAGAAAGCUGUGAUGAACCAGAUUGAUGAUUUUACUAAAGAUGAUUUAGAUUAUAUUGCACCAGAUGACCAGUACUUAUCAUUUGACAAGCCAUCACAAAGCUGUAAUCAAGUGAAAAUUCCCACUAACCAUGAAGAUUCGGAUCGAAUAUUUGCUGUGGUACAGUCUGCAUCAAAUAAUAAAAAUAAAAGCAUUAUGGAUAUAUUUGAAACUAACGAAGUUAGAACUAGUCCUGAAGAAAGUCAAGAAAUUGAUUAUGACAGCAUACUAAAAAGAUAUGAAUCUCAGUGGGAUGAAGAUGAUGAUGAAUUGUACAAAGAUUCAUUUGAUACUGGAUUAAAUGUCCACAAAACGUCUACACCUCCACAAAAUACAGUUGUAGUAGCCCCAAUGCAAAGUCCAUUAUCAAACAUGCUGUAUUCUGUAGCAGAUACAGAACCUCAACCUGACCCUUCUAACAAAUCUAUUACAGGUAUUUUCAAACAAGAAAUGUUACUUGGUUUAUUAAAAGAAAUCCAGGUCAAUAAAUGCCAACAGCUGGGUGAAUUAAUUUCGCCUCUGAAACCCUGUGACCCUGCUGUCUCUGAAUCAGAUAUAGAUGAUAGUACUACUGUUCAAAAUAUUGUACAAGCUCAGCCUGUUAAAAAUAUCGAUCAACCAAUAACAGUGAGCAGAGAACCAUCAGUUGAAAUAAUACAAACUGCUAGUCAGGAUAGUGUCUGUGAUGUCAAUAGACACAUGAUGUCUAAAUCAAAUGACACUAAAAGUCCAUCAAAAUCCAUAGAAAUUCUGGAAUCUGUUUCCAUACAACCGAAUCAUAAAUAUUUCAUAUCAACACAGAAACUGUAUGAAAACCCUUCUAAUAUUUCAACACAAAGCGAAAUAAACAACACUGUCCAAGAAUCCGUUACAGAGCCUGUGUUAGAAGUAACCCAAGAACAAACAGCAAAAGUCCCUCCCCUGGAUUUAUCAGAUCUUUUGGCUGGAAUUGACACAAAUAACCUCUUAUUAGCUCUUCAGAACUUGCAACAGAUAAAUCAGAAGUCAUCUGCAGAAACUGAAAAUGUAGAUAUAACUGAACAUAAUUCUUCAAGUGAAGAUGUUCAGCAUGUCGAAACCAUUAAUUUAAUAAAUGAUGAAGAAUGGGAACGCGAAACAAACCGAGGAGAAAGUAUAGAACGACAACUAGAACAGUUACACGGAAAUAGAGGAAACACACCUUUUCUAAGUGAUAUUUUUGACCCAGGACCAGUAGUAAUACCUCCAAAUGUUGCUAAAAAUCUCAAUUUAAAUCUCCAAAAUCUCAACCCAGAUAAAACUGAAAAAACUAAACACAUAAAUGAAAAUGCUCCAGUUAUAGGAAAUUUCAAAAGUUUCGCGCUACCGAAACCUAUCUUAUUAAAUAGACUUAAAUUGACAGUCAAGGGUUCAGAUAAGAAUCCCAAAAAGGGAGACGGCAAGAAGAAACAAAAGAAGAAGAAUAAGACACAAGCUCAUCAAACUGAAGAUGGGGCCGAACAAGAUGAGGAAGAUGAUGAGGAAUCUGGAGAUGAGGCAGACCUAUCAAAAUACGAUUUGUGGGGCAGUGAUGAAGAAAGGGGAACUUCUUCUAAAAAAGAUGAUGCAGAUAAAUCUAAAGUCAGUGAAAGUCUAAAGGAGAGCGUACCCGAAGUAGAAGAUAACGGGAAGACAGCUUCACCAGAUAUAAAAAAUAACAAGAGACACAGAAGUUCGUCCUCUUCAUCAAGUUCCUCAUCAAGCUCCAGCUCUAGUCACAGCUCCUCCCAGACUCCAAAAAAUAAGUUUGACGAUUUCAAUUUGAAUAGCGAACGCGAAUCGUCGCCGAAACAGGACAAGUCGCGGUCGCGGUCGCCCCGGUCCCGGUCCGGCGGCCCCGUCCGGCGCAAGUCGCGCGACAGCCGCUCCGCCGGCGAGACUAGGAGUCACGAGUCCUCGCGGGACAAGGACCGGUCUCGUCGCGACAAGUCUCGCAAGGAGCGCCGCUAUAGUCGCGAGGGGCACUACGGUGGCCGCGGACGACACCGCUAGUCGCGUCGCGCUCCACCGAGUGGACGUGCUCAGACCCGGGAACUUAAACCUUACAGGCGCAUAUUGUAUCUGCGCGCUUCCGUCCUGCAACUUCCUCCAUCUGUAACUGACGUCACCGUCAGAAAACCUACGGUCAGAGUGGUUUCUGGGCGUGCGCCGGACGCACAGUAUGCGCGUGGGCUUAAGCUCCGUCUGCGCCCUCUGUGUUGCCUCUGCAGUUAAAUUGCAUUUUUUUUUCCGGCAAAAGGACCGGAACGCGGCGCUGUAAUUAUUCGACGACCAGUAAAUCGGAAUCCGUUCAUAUGAAGAAGUAAAUUCGCGGGUCGAGAACAGUGCUCUAUGAAAAUUACGAAUGUAUGUUAUUAGCUUCAAAUUUUAACGCGUACCCGUGGAAACUGGUUUGUACUGGUAUGCGUCGUGCACGCAAAACGGAGCGUGCAGACGGAGCAUUAUGAUCGUUGACUUUCACACGAGUAAAAAAACAUUUAUAUUAAUGCACAAGAUCCAAAAAAAAUACUUUAUUGAAAAUUUAAGUUCAGAGUCAUUCUUAAUUCAAUUGGAUCUAAUAAUAUUUAUCGGGCCUCGUUCCUAGUACAUAAAUCAUUUUAGUAAGAAUAACUUUUUUUAUUUUUACUUAUCGUGGUUUGAGUCCUUUCCGCUGAAGCACAUCCAAUUAAUAUAAUAGCCGUUUAUCACAUAACAUUGGGUACCGAUGGAUUUGUAAUGUCUACGUAAAAAAAAGUUCUUUGAAACAAGUGAAUGAGCAAACGAAGAGAAUACACUGUUGUCCCGUUCUGAACAAUGUCCACUGUGACAGCGCCGCGACAACUUCAUAUAUAAAUAUUUAUAUAUAUAUCAAGAAGCAAUAUGUAAUUAAGUAUGCAGAGUUUAGUAUACAUUUAGAGUCUAGUUCGUAUUUUUAUAUAAAACAAUAGCGGUACAUAUGUAUGUUAAGUGGGGUUACAGAUUGUAUUUUUUUUUUUCAUUACUUUUCGAGAAUCUAUGAUUAGAUAAGAAUAGAAGCAAUAUUGGAUUUUCAUAAAAUUUCUUAAGACGCUUCGUAUACUUUACGGUGUAAAAGUUUAAUUUAAUCACCGACGCCGUGUCUACGUGAAUUGAAAAAAAUAAAUAUGAGUGAUUUGAAAAUUUCAAAAUAGUUUUUAAUCAGCUCGAAACUUGUUGUUUUCAACCAUCCUGUUUUAGGGUUGUCGAAACAUAAAUUGAAAUUCAAAGUU